Molecule: messenger RNA, 1927 nt
Organism: Etheostoma spectabile (orangethroat darter)
Lineage: Eukaryota; Metazoa; Chordata; Actinopteri; Perciformes; Percidae
Gene: cd40lg
Product: CD40 ligand
Exons: 4
Coding region: 159-866 (235 amino acids)
Biological process (GO): immune response
Cellular component (GO): membrane
Molecular function (GO): tumor necrosis factor receptor binding
Source: RefSeq, a predicted model, not a curated record
ACAUUUUUGUCCACACGUGAACUUACCAGAGGUCACAGAUCUGCUGCUUCCAGGAAGUAGCGAGAGACAAACUCAGUUGCUUGAGAGAGCAGUGGUUCAGAAGUGCAUGGGAUGUCACGGACCCAAGGCCUAUCUAGGUUUCAGCACUCCUCUCUACCAUGAUCAACACUUACCACACCAGCCUGGCUCCACCGCCGGUGCCUCCGCGCCUCGGCGCGUCCCAGCCGGUCCUCAUCCCGGCUCCACUUCCAUCACGAGGCCACAGCAAGUCUCUCGUCCGGUUUUUGCUUGGUGUAGUGUUGCUACAUUUAUUUCUGUCGGUCGCAGGAUUCAUCUAUCUGUACCACAAUGACAUAAAGCUUUCAUUUCAGCAUCCCUCAGGUAAAGGAAAUUUUGCUUUUAUCUCAGCAGAAAAGAAGGAAACUUCCGACAAAGCCUUGGCACGGAUGGUAGUCACACAGAAAUUACACACAUCAAGUCAGACAUCUGAGCUGGGUUAUCUCCAGUGGGAUAUGAGCCACUCAAUUCUUAGGAACAUCAGACCCUACUACAACAGUUGGCUGACUAUCCUGCAGCCUGGCGACUACUACGUUUACUCCAGGGUGACCUUCUCCAAAGGCGACUCGGUGCGCGCACUGGUCAGCAGGGUGAAGCUGAGGGAUAAUGAGACAGGAACGGAGAAGGUUGUGAUGCAGGCCUACUGCAACCUGAACGUCAGCAAAUCACCCAUCCCUCACCUGUGCACGGCCACACAGGGAGAGUUGAUCACACUGGAGAAAGGAAACCAGCUAAGCCUUUGGGUACAAGACCUUUCACUGGUGAACUAUGAGGAUGGAGCAACAACCUUUGGGAUGUACAAACUGUAGGACUCCUAUGUGGACACAUGUAUGCACUUAAGCUAAAAAGUGGGAACUCAUUAAGUGGAUCUACUUGGAUUUAAAUCUUCUGAGAACACUGUUAAAUAGACUGGAUUUCUGAUCUUUUUUUUAUGGAUUUCAGAGACAACACUCCUAAAGUAUAAUUUAUUACUAAAUCAGAAAUAUAACGUGGAUUUUUGUGGCAGUAUUGUGAAUGGUUGUUCUGUAUUUAUUGAUGUAAAUGAGUUUGCAUUGCUGUGAAAUGAAACUUUGAUAUUUAAUCUAAAAGAUUUCUUCUCUUUUCCUCACGUCGUCUUGCAUCUGCUCUAUUUCAGGUGCUAGUUACACAUCUUCGACUGAAAUCAAGACUACAAAAAGCGUGUGUGCAUGUCCUAGUAUGGCGCAUAUCUGUAUGAAAAUGCAGAAUAUUUUAAAUGGCGUUAAGGAAAGAUGUGCAGACCGUUUAUUUAAAAAAAAAAGGUUUUAGUCCUAAAAAAGAAAAUCUGCAUUGAUAUGUUUGAUGAAUCACAAUUACUAAUACCCAGAUUAGUCACCAGUAAACAAAGACUACCACUACUCAACUGACAUAUCUAAAAGACUAAAAUCAUCUUUUGCCACAUUUGCUGUACAACGCAUAACCUGCUGCAUUUUCUUGCUAAGUCAGUACCACAAUGGUUUUAAAUUUCUAGGAUGCAGAAAACCACAUAGCAAUGAUGUAUUUUCUGCAAACAAGGCCACCAAAGAUGUAGGUUACCACUCGAGAGGUGGUAAUAAUACUCAGUACUAAUGGCCGUUUUGAUGUAUAUAAAGAAACAUUUGCAUUCAUCUGCAUGUUGUUUUCACUGGUACACAAAAUAUCUUCUCUGUGAUAAGCAAAUGCAGUGUCCACGUCUGAUUAUUUUAAGGAACACACCUUAAUUAACUCGAUAAUUACAGAUCAGCCUUUUACUGUUGACAAUUUGUCACAGACUUUCUACUUUUGUGAUGCAUUUGGCCUUCUUUCCAGGCAAUGACUGCUUACCAUGCAUUUCCCUAUGUUAUAUGAAUCAUUCAUCAAACUCUUGAGACUG